This is a messenger RNA of Engraulis encrasicolus (European anchovy), 5706 nucleotides long. RefSeq names its product MET proto-oncogene, receptor tyrosine kinase (gene met). Gene Ontology annotation, molecular function: hepatocyte growth factor receptor activity; ATP binding; protein binding. Lineage: Eukaryota; Metazoa; Chordata; Actinopteri; Clupeiformes; Engraulidae. The record is from RefSeq and is a predicted model, not a curated record. Gene Ontology annotation, cellular component: signaling receptor complex; plasma membrane; basal plasma membrane. The transcript has 21 exons. The coding region runs from base 514 to 4719 and encodes 1401 amino acids. Gene Ontology annotation, biological process: pancreas development; multicellular organism development; cell migration.
UUUAGGAGAGCCGCAUAGCCUGACAGUGACAAGAUUUUAACCACACAUCCAACUGGAAAUGCUGGCGUUGUCUCUUCCGAAAUGGACGGAGCUAACAUAAAGCACUGCCACUGAAGAUGGGUUACUGACUGACAAGUCAGAUCGAUUAAGCUCAUCAACCCCAUCGCUCGUGACGUGAUCUGACCAAAGGCAGAGCAUGCCACUCUCCGCGCGCGCGCCGCUCUACCUUUGCUGCCCCAUACGGAAAGCACUCAGCGCGCACAUCCUACGGCAAGAGGAAAGAAAUACAUGCUGGGUUAAACGAAGUGAGUCAGUCGUCACAGUUGCCCAGGCAGUGAGUCAUAAAACUUCGCAUCCUGUGAGACGAAUUCCAGAGGACUGAAAGUGGCGAACUGUGAAGCCCAAGUUUCUGACAACGUUUCUGGAUGAUCAUGUUCAACACACUCUUGACACCUUCACGCGAAGCAUGCUGUGGAAUGCACAUAAUGUGAAUAACUUCUGAAAAGGGGCAAAAUGGUCUUUUCAAAGAUUACGUUACCAUGCACCCUGACCAUUCUGUGGGCACUGUACUUGGACGCCCAAUACUACUGCGAUGAACCAAGUGAUAGUGGCGAGUUCAACUCCACAGUGACCUAUGACCUCCCACACUUCCAGUCUGAUGCCAAUAUACAGGACAUCAUCGUCUUUCAUGAAAGGGUCUAUGUCUCCGCUGCUGAUACACUUUUCUCUUUGUCUCAGGACCUUAAUAAGACGUCGGAGUACAAAGUAGGACAAGAGCCAAUCUGCGCCUCGUGCCCAGGCUACAAACCCAAAACCACCAGUGGCAAAGAGGACAAAAGCUCGGCCCUGGUGAUUGAGACCUACUAUGACGACGAGCUUUUUAUCUGCCCCUCAGCCGGCCGAGGGCUCUGCCAGAGCCACGACGUGGCGGAGGGGGCACUGGGUGAGCAGGUCAGGUGGAUGCAUUCACCCAGCGGUGACUGGGGUCGCCAUGGGUGCCCCGACUGUGUGGCGGGCCCCGCGGGCACCCAGCUGCUCAGCAACGAGACUGGCGGCGUGGUCAGAUUCUUUGUGGGCAACUCAGAGCGUGGCGGCGGUGGUGUUGGUGGUGUUGGCAGUGGUGUCAGUCUGGCUCCAGCUUCUGUGCUGACCCCCCACACGCCCCCCUCCAGCAGCCACUCUCCACCAACCCCGCUCUACCACACAAUCUCGGUGCGACAGAUGAAGGAGACGCAAGAUGGCUUCCGCUUCUUCUCCGAGCAGUCCUACAUGGACUUGAUGCCGGGCCUGCGUGACAGCGGCUACCAUCUGCAUUACGUCUAUGCCUUCCAGAGUGGUCCCCACGCCUACUUCCUCACCGUGCAGAAAAAGAGCAAGGACUCGGACACCUAUCACACGCGCAUUGCCCGCAUGUGCCUGUCAGACUCGGAGCUGCGGAGGUACGUCGAGAUCCCCUUCAACUGCAUCCUCCCCGAAAAGCGACGGAGGAGGAGCUCGGGCAGCACAGAGUUCAACGUCCUGCAGGCGGCCUACGUCUCCAAGGCAGGCCGCAACCUCCAGCCCAACAUCAAGGAAGGCGAGGACGUGCUCUACGCCGCUUUUGCCCGGAGCAAACCAAACUCGCCCGAGCCCACCAACAGCUCUGCCAUCUGUGUCAUUGGCCUGAGCACCAUUAACGUCUUUUUCAGGGAUUACAUCCAGAACAAGCGCUACACCAGGCAGCUCUAUCACUUCACCGGCUCUGACCAAGAGCAGUAUUACAAUGCGACUUCCUCUGGUGACUCUGAGUCAUGUGACCACGGAGGAGCCUAUCGGCUGGAGAUAACGGUGCCCAUCGAUCGGCUGGAUUACUUCAACGGCCAGUUCAACAAUGUCCUCAUCACCUCCAUCGCUGUGUACCCACUGCAGGACCUCACCGUGGCCAGCCUGGGCACCAGUGACGGCAGAGUCAUUCAGAUAGUGGUCUCCAGGUCCAGCACUCCACAUGCUGAGUUCCGCGUAGGCAGCCAUGCUGUGUCUCCAAGAGUGGCCCUCCUGUCUCCAAACCAGCUAGAUGGCUCCUUAUUGCUAAUCACUGGAAACAAAAUCACUAAGGUGCCUCUCAUCGGGCCGGGAUGUGAGCAGAUGAGGUCGUGCAGUGCCUGCCUGACCACCUACCCUUUCAUGGGCUGUGGCUGGUGUCAGGACCGCUGCACUCGAUCCUCCCAGUGUGCCAAGCCUCUCUGGGUGCAGGACUCCUGCCCUCCUGUCAUUUACACGAUCGCCCCGUCUACUAUACCAGUUAGUGGAAAUACAAAGUUGACCAUCUGCGGGAAGAACUUUGGUUUCAGCAAGCGUGACCGCUAUGACCCCAAGCUGAUUCACAUUACGGUCGCCGGGGCAACAUGCAAGCUGAUUGAUGGAAACGGCCACAGGUUGAUUUGUGGUCUGGAUCGUGUGAAUGCAAACCAUUCAAAUCACAUUGUGCAAGUACAGAGUGGCAAAGAGACCGCGGUCAAAUUGGGACUGUCAUUCGUGACCCCUGUUAUCCACAAGAUCUUCCCGGCGUUUGGCCCCAAGUCAGGUGGCACACUGCUCACCAUCCAUGGCACAUUCUUCGACUGUGGAACAGAGAGACAGAUCAGCGUCGGGAACACAACCUGUGACAUCCAGAGUGUGUCCGGGGGCCUCAUCACUUGCAGGACUGCACCUCAGGCUCUGCCCUCCUCCCAUCCCGUCACUCUCACCAUCGAUGGGGUGGUACUCAAGGCACCCGAGAGCUUCAGAUACAACGAAGACCCUUUCAUCACAGGCAUCCAGCCAAAGAGCUCGUUUUUCAGUGGAGGCAGUACAGUGUUUGUGCAUGGAGUCUACCUGACCUCUGCACAUCAUCCCCAGAUGCUGCUCACGCAUGAGGGAAAGGUCAUUCAAGUGGUGUGCAACCAGGGGAAGAACGGUGUCUAUAUCCAAUGCACUACGCCUUCUCUGAAGGAGCUCAACGUCCGCACGCCAGUCAUCACCCAAGUGUCCUUCAUGCUCGACGGAUACUCUACCCGCCAGUUUGAACUCCUGUACGUGGACGACCCCAACUUUGCAGCGUUCCAGCAGCCCACCAUUGCCAUUAAAGGAAACAAGAAUAUCCUGGAGAUUAAGGUGCCUCAGAUGGACAACGAGGCGGUGAAGGGCGGCGUGCUGAUCGUGUCCAACAGGACCUGUGAGUCUGUGGCUCUGGCUGGAGACACUCUGGAGUGUGUGGUGCCCGCUGACCUCCAGGCCGCCAGUGAGGAACUGGAAGUCAAGUGGCGUCAGGCGAACUCGUCGGUGAGCCUGGGUCAUGUGAUGCUGGCCCACGAGCAGGACUACAGCAGCCUGGUGACGGGCGUGGUCUGCCUCUCCCUCUUCCUGCUGCUGCUCAUCGGCCUCUUCCUCUGGGUGCGGAGGAGGAAGCACAUCGAAGAUGUAAGCAAGGCUUUGGUUUGGUACGAUGGCCGGGCGCAUAUUCCUCAUUUGGACAUGUUAGCCAAUGCCAGGAGUGUCAGCCCUUCUAAUGAAAUGGUGUCCCACGAAUCUGUGGACUAUAGAACCACUUUGCUUGAGGACCAGAGCGUGUCCAUGGCCCAGGCGUCUGAGUCGUGCCGCCCGCCCCCUUACUCCCCCAUGCAUAUGCACGUGGACCUGUCGCCCAUGCUGGCGGGGGAGGAGGGGGAUCUGUUGUCCUCCCCGCUGCUGUCGGCCAGCAGCGCCCCCCCUGUGGACCUGGCCUCCCUCGACCCGGAGCUCCUGCAGGAGGUGCAGCAUGUGGUCAUCGCCCGCGACGACCUGCUGCUACACCUCCACCAGAUCAUCGGCAGAGGUCACUUUGGAUGUGUUUUCCACGGGACCCUGCUUGACCCAGAUGGACAGAAGCAGCACUGUGCGGUCAAGUCUCUGAAUCGCAUCACAGACAUUGAGGAGGUGACCCAGUUCCUGAGGGAAGGCAUCAUCAUGAAGGACUUCAGCCACGCCAACGUACUGUCUCUGCUGGGCAUCUGCUUGCCGAGCGAGGGCUCCCCGCUGGUGGUCCUGCCCUACAUGAAGCACGGAGACCUCCGCAACUUCAUCAGGGACGAGGCGCACAACCCUACGGUGAAAGACCUGAUGGGAUUUGGGUUACAAGUUGCGAAAGGCAUGGAAUACCUUGCUAGCAAGAAGUUUGUCCACAGAGACCUAGCAGCGAGAAACUGCAUGUUGGACGAAAGCUACACGGUGAAGGUGGCAGACUUUGGCCUAGCGCGAGAUGUGUACGACAAAGAGUACUACAGCGUGCACAACAAGGGUGGCGUCAAGCUUCCUGUCAAAUGGAUGGCUCUGGAGAGCCUACAGACCCACAAGUUUACCUCAAAGUCAGAUGUGUGGUCAUUUGGUGUGUUGCUAUGGGAGCUGAUGACCCGGGGAGCUCCGCCCUACUCCGACGUCAACUCUUUCGACAUCACGGUCUUCCUCCUGCAGGGCCGCCGCCUGCUGCAGCCAGAGUUCUGCCCAGACGCGCUAUACAACGUCAUGGUCGAGUGCUGGCACCCCAAGCCAGAGAGGCGGCCGACGUUUUCGGAGUUGGUGCCGCGGAUAUCCUCCAUCUUCUCCAGCUUCAGCGGGGAACACUACGUCCUGCUCAACACGACCUAUGUCAACAUCGACAAGGUCACGCCGUACCCCUCCCUCAUCUCCUCACAAGUCAACCUGGACAGAGACUGCUGCACUUGACAGGGGACAUGGAAAAGAACAUUGAAAGUGCACUGAAAGAACAUUGACAACAUUGUGAUGUUGUUGAGGACCUCUGGAGCUUUUGUGGAGGGGACAGACAGACAGACAUGCCACUUUAUAUCUGCUCUACCGUCUGUAUAUAGAGUAUGUACACUUGACUCUUUUGUUUUUGGAACCGUAACCUUGUUGACAAGGAGGGCAAUCGUGAAGGUGGAGGAAGUUUUGUAGGUGGGCGAGAGGAGCAGAGAACAGACUACUGCCAUGUGCAUUCCUAACCCGGCUAGCCUACUUGAACCUGCUUCAGUGAUAAUGUUUGAUCAACAGCAGUCGACACCAAACACCAAAGCGUCUCAGCAUCUUCCUGUUUUGUUUUGUUUUGUUUUUUUCAUGAAGAAAUGUGUUGUAGCAGCAGUGCUGUCAGUUAAGAAAUGUUGACGUAGCUUUGCUGGGUGGUGUGGAAGCAGCAAAUGUUAACAUACACUACCCCCAUAAUUGCUGAAUGGAGAAAUGUACAUUGUGAGACUUGAGAUGGAGGAGCCGGAGCCGGUGGAUGUGUAGGGCUUCCUCUGUGUGCAGAUGACAGGCAUUUGAUCUUAUUGAUCAGUAGCAGUGCUCAUCGUGUUACCAGUGGUGGUGGUACACAAGCAUGCUGCGCUGUAUCAGACAUACGUACACUAAAAUGAAUGAAUCAUAACAUGACAGCAUUGUACAGUACAUCACAUUGUCUUGCCUGUAAGUUCCAGAGAUGUGCCAUUUCACACAUUAGUAUUUUCAAAGCAACACCACAUAUUUCAGUUUUCAACCUUAAAAUAAUGUUUCCGAAAUCAUUGUAGUGGCUCAUGAACUUGGGUCAGGGAGAAAGGCAGCACUGUGGUGGGCAGUAAUUGCACUGAAGACUUUUGGAGGAGCAAAGCAUCUCUAUAGUUACUAUAUGAGAGACAGUUCCACUUCUAACCUGAAGAUUAAAAAAAAAAAAAAAAAAAAAAA